AUGAUAACACUCCACUAUUUGAACCAGUCGAGGGCGCUGAGAGUUUGGUGGCUACUAGAAGAACUUGAGGUUCCGUACGACGUCAAACGUUAUCAACGCGAUGAGACGACUAUGCUUGCGCCCGCAGAGUUGAAGCGGGUUCACCCGCUUGGCAAGUCACCGGUCAUAGAAGACGACGGGCAGGUGAUCGCAGAGUCCGGUGCUAUCAUAGAGUACUUGACGGGAAAGUACGAUAAGAAAGGUCUGGUUCCGCCGGCCGGAACACCUGAGCGGCUGAGGUACACUUUCUGGUUACACUACGCAGAGGGGUCACUGAUGCCGCCGCUGUUGCUCAAGCUGGUUUUUAACCGGCUGGCUACUGGCCCUUCACCGUGGAUAGUGCGUCCUCUAUUGCGCGUUAUCUCGAGGCGUGUGCAGGAGAGCUUUGUGGACCCCCAGGUGCAACUGCACCUGGGUUACGUAGAACAGGAGCUUACCCGCUAUCGUUGGUUUGCAGGUGACCAGUUCACUGCUGCGGAUAUACAGAUGGGCUUUCCUUUACUGGUGGCAAAGUCACAGAAAGCACUGGACGAUCGCUAUCCGCAUAUUAUGGAUUUUCUAAAACGUAUGCGGGAGCGUCCUGCAUACCAAAGGGCGCUUGAAAAGAGCGGUGGCGAUGAAAUUUGA
Molecule: messenger RNA, 666 nt
Organism: Cyanidioschyzon merolae strain 10D
Lineage: Eukaryota; Rhodophyta; Bangiophyceae; Cyanidiales; Cyanidiaceae
Product: similar to glutathione S-transferase family protein
Exons: 1
Coding region: 1-666 (221 amino acids)
Source: RefSeq, a predicted model, not a curated record